GUGUGUUUUUGUUCAUUUUUUAUUUACCUAUUUUGAUAAAUUUAAUUUUCUAAAUAAUUUAAUGGUUGUGCUGAACCAAAACUAAAGAAUAAGUUCAUAAUUUUAAACCGACUUUCUUUUAUAUACAUUGACUACUACAAUGCAUUCAGACCUUCAUGUAUCGCCAGACAUUUAUAGGAAAAACUUUCCAAACUUUGGGCGCCCAAAAAUAGUUGGGUUUAUGAGUUUAGAUAGUGAAAGAAAUUAUCAUGCCGAUACAAGGCAACUUAUGUUUGCUAGAGACAUAGAAGAUAAAUCGGUAAAUUUUGAUUUAAAUUUGCAUAUGGACAAAGUUAAACACCAACCUCCUAACCUCAAUGAGAGGAUUACUCAUUUACUACAGUUUUUGUCAGAUCAAGAAAAGAGAUUGAAUUACAGCAACAUCAAUAUUGAUUCUGCUAAGUUCUUCUGUUAUAGAGGACUUUUAACAUGCGUAGCGUGUACCCCAUAUGAGAAUCGCGAGCCUUGGAGGAUUGUUGCUACUCUAUUUAAGGGCAACAUUUACCUAUGUGCCAGAGAUACACAAGAUAAAAUUGAUAGAUUGCGAAAUAUGACCGAGCGGGAUAAGAUGUUUACUUCAUGGGGAUAUAAGUUUGAGCAGUUUGUUUUGUCAGAUGAUCCAGAUUCCCAGCCAAAUCCUAACUGUGGUGUGGAUGAGAAUGAGGAGUUUUCACUUGUUUUUGAAACUAAUUUGAACAGGCACACCAUAGUCUAUGGUGCUGAGAUGGAUGGAAUCAGAUGUGACAGGGGACCAGUGACUGCACCACCAUCCACUGAACUAGGACCUGAUGCUAUCAUAGAAUACCUCUCCAAUAAACAUUUUAUAGAACUCAAAACUAACAGGCAUAUAGAAUUUCCUAAUCAAGAUAAUAAUUUUAGGCGUUUCAAAACCAAGAAGUGGUGGUGUCAGUCGUUUCUGGCGGGAGUGGACACCAUUGUGGCCGGCUUCAGGAAUGAUGAAGGCAUUGUGGAGCAGCUCAAAUUGUACCCAGUGAAGGACAUAGCAAAAAUGUCACAGAGAUUCUGGCAGCCAAAUGUGUGCAUGAACUUUUUGGAAACUUUUCUAACUUAUGUAAAGAGAUGUCUUGCCAAGGAGGUGAGCAACAAGUUUGGUAAAAAGGCCCUGAACAAUCUCCAGAACUUGCCACUCAUAAGUCUGCACUUUGAAUGGAGUCCCAGAACGCCAGUGAGGGUCACUGAUGCCUACUGCUAUGAGGACGACCCCAUAUUGCCACAGUGGUUUGUUGAUAGGUACCAAAAAACGUAUGCAGACAGCUAGCGGUUGUGUAUAGCUUGUGAUGUAUUUUUGUAAGUAGUUGGAGUUUUAUUGAGAUAAUGUUAAAUUCAUUUGUUAAAUUCAUAUUAAAGAAUCAUGAAAUUAAAAAUACUUACCU
This is a messenger RNA of Plutella xylostella (diamondback moth), 1433 nucleotides long. Its product is annotated as decapping and exoribonuclease protein. The record is from RefSeq and is a predicted model, not a curated record. NCBI's taxonomy places the organism in Eukaryota, Metazoa, Arthropoda, Insecta, Lepidoptera, Plutellidae. Gene Ontology annotation, molecular function: mRNA 5'-diphosphatase activity. Gene Ontology annotation, cellular component: cytosol; nucleus. Gene Ontology annotation, biological process: NAD-cap decapping; nuclear-transcribed mRNA catabolic process.